CCCGGUCUGGGGCGCUGGGGGUUCCGCGCAAGGACGGUUCUUGCGCGCCUGUCCGCGCCUCGCGCGUGCUUAGAUUGGAUAGGGUUGGGCUUCCGGCUAUUCAUCCGUUGCGUGAUGGUCUCGAGAGAUAGCUGUAGUUUCUUUUCGUGAGUUGUUUUUUUAUGCUGCGGAGGCUCACAGUUCCUGCGGCACUAGGAUUAUUGUGUCGUUAGUUCAGCUGAGAAUUAGAGCUUUUACAGGUUAAGAAUGGUUUCCUGGGAUCUGGACAGAAUUCUUGAUGCCAUGUCAUGGAGAACUCGCUGUUCUGGAUGGUAUUCUGGUUUGAUGAUUCCCCGGAAUAUAUAUGCGAUUGCAGCGUUGCCAUUUCCUUUUGUUCUCUGCAAUGCCUGCUUGCCUUGCGUGGUUUUGCAGCCGUGUAGCACGAGGUGCACCGUGGCAUAAGUUUUACUGAUAGACGACUAGGAAGGAAAAGGGCGAGGUGACACUGCAGCUGCACUUCUUCAGGGGAUAGAAUAAUGGCUGGCACUUUGAUUGAGGACAAUGCUGGGGAUAGUAGAUCCUCAUCGACUGAGGAGUUGCCAAGUGAUCAACAGAGCCAUUCCGGGGAAUCUUUAGCAGAGUGGAGGUCCAGUGAACAAGUAGAGAAUGGAACACCAUCCACUUCACCAGCUUACUCGGACACCGACGACGAUGAUUGCGGCCCAAGGCCUUCUGAACUUUAUGGAAAGUUUACAUGGAGAAUAGAUAAUUUCUCCCAAAUCAACAAGAGAGAGCUAAGGAGUAAUUCCUUUGAUGUUGGCGGAUUUAAGUGGUACAUCUUGAUUUAUCCACAAGGAUGUGAUGUUUGCAAUCACCUGUCACUCUUUCUUUGUGUUGCCAACCAUGAUAAACUACUCCCAGGAUGGAGUCACUUUGCACAAUUUACUAUAGCUGUAAUUAAUAGAGACCCUAAGAAAUCCAAGUAUUCUGAUACACUGCAUCGAUUUUGGAAGAAAGAGCAUGAUUGGGGUUGGAAAAAGUUUAUGGAGCUGUCAAAGUUGCAUGAUGGCUUUGUUGUUGAGGAUGUUCUUACCAUCAAAGCUCAAGUUCAAGUUAUCAGGGAGAAGGCAGACCGUCCAUUUCGUUGCCUUGACGGCCAGUACCGAAGGGAACUAAUUAGGGUGUAUCUAUCAAAUGUGGAACAAAUUUGCCGACGUUUCAUUGAUGAAAGAAGAUGCAAGCUUAGCAGGUUAAUUGAGGAUAAGCUGAGGUGGUCCAGUUUCAGUGCAUUUUGGCUAGGAAUGGAUCCAAGUGUGCGGCGACACAUGGCAAGGGAAAAGACUGACAUUAUAUUGAAAGUUCUAGUGAAACACUUUUUUAUAGAGAAAGAAGUUACAUCAACCUUGGUGAUUGACUCAGUAUAUAGUGGACUGAAAGCUCUUGAAUACCAGAGCAAGAACAAAAAGGGGACAUCCAAACUAACAGAGACAGAUGCCCGAAGCACUCCAAUGGUGCUUAUUGAUCAGGAUAUGUUUGUUUUGGCCGAUGAUGUGAUACUUUUGCUUGAAAGAGCUGCAUUGGAUACACUGCCACAUCAACCAUUGCCUACAAAGGAUGAUAAAAGUUCACAGAACCGCACAAAGGAUGGCAGCUCAGGUGAGGAGUUCAACAAAGAUUCUAUUGAGCGUGAUGAUAGACGGCUUAUAGAGCUUGGUUCGAAGACACUGGAGCUUUUUGCCCUGGCUCAUAUAUUCAGCCGGAUAGAAGUGGCAUACCAAGAGGCGGUGGCUUUGAAGCGUCAAGAGGAGCUCAUUCGUGAAGAGGAAGCUGCUGGGCUAGCGGAAAUUGAACUUAAGGCAAAGCGUAGUGCUGCUGAAAAGGAAAAGCGUGCCAAGAAAAAACAGGCCAAACAGAAGAAAAACAGUCGGAAAAGUAAUAAAGGGAAAAAUGGCAAGUCUGACAUGAUUAGUAAGGAAAUACUUAUGGACAGCAGUCCGUCAGAUGAUAUAAUCCUGGAUGAUUUCUCAAGACAAGCGGAAGAAAUGUCCUCAAAUGCCGACAACCCUGAAGAAGUUUCUGAUACAUCUGACAACAGAGAUGAUAAUUCAGACACACUUCAUGUUGAUAUUGAAGACCGUGAAUCGAGCCCUGUUAAUUGGGAGACAGAUGCUUCAGAAACGCAAACCACUGUGCCUGAAAGUGGUGAGGUGCAAAAUGACCAAGCAGGGAAGAGGACCUCUUUUGUGGAUGACAGCUCAUCAACUUGUUCCUCGGACUCAGUUCCUUCAGUUAUCUUGAAUGGAUCAUAUACAGGAGGUGCUUGGACAAAUGUCAGAUCCUCAUCCAAUAGGGGAAACAACCGGAGGAAUAAGGAUACUGAUGCAUGGGCAGGAUUUGCACAAGGCGGAUCCAGUUCCGUACAUAAUGACGUAAUGGGAUCCAGCAGCAUUGCUUCUGGCAACUCAAAGGACAUUAGACAUGAAUCUGAGGAUGAUAAAGUUGUGUUGCAGAAGAAGCAACAUGCACAACGGCAUGUUGAUGUCAUGAGUCCCUCCAAGUUAAGAAUGGCAGAGUCUUCCUUUUCUUCUGUGAGCCCUGUUAAGAAGCAACCUAGUUUGUCCCAGCAACCAAAAAUUUCUUUAGAAAGCACCAAUAGUAUGAAUCAUCGUGCAAGCGAAGCUUCAGGUGCUGUGACUGCCACUUCAACACCAGGUGUCACUUCAACCCCAACAGCUCAGUUAGUUUCAAAUAAAGGACCUCUGUCCAGUCCCUCGACCCAGAACGAGAAGUCAGUUCCAGUUGCAAGUAGACCCCUGCAGGUGCCUGCACCCUCCAAAUCUGAAGCUCAGAAACAGAUUUCCCUGGUUGGCAGUGCAACUACAACCCAGGUCAUUACAGUAUCAAGGCCUUUGAGUGCCCCACAAGUCCCUGCAGCAAAACAAAGUGCACCUGUUACUUCAACAGCCCAGAAUGUACCACCUCUUUCUCGUUCGAUGAGUGCAUUUGGACGGUUGGGAAAUGAACCCUCUGCUAAUGCCCCUAGCUACAUUCCCCAGUCAAGGACAUAUCGCAAUGCCAUGAUGGAGAAAAGUUCUGUUGGUGGAAGCAGUUUCACAAAUCAACCAGGUUCUUCGGAGCAAGGAGUUGCACAUUCACAAUCAAUGUUUACAUCACAACCUUCCAUUCUGUCAUCAGAGAACUUGCCUAGGAAAGAGGAAACAUCUUUGAGACCUGGGUUUACAUUUGGAACCGUUAAGCCCGAGUCACUGAACCAGUAUCAGUGCAGAGAAGAGAGCUCACAGCAAGCAAGCAGCAGUAACAGUAGUGAUUGCACGCCAUCGAGUUUGAACAUCGGAAGUGGGAUAGAGAAGCUCAAUUUGCAUGGAAGAUCACGAAGCAAGCAACUGUUGUCAGAAAUUUCUACAAGAUUUACCCCAUACCAACCACAAGGCCUGGUGGGUGAUGAGUUCCCACACCUAGACAUCAUCAACGACUUGCUGGAUGAGGAGCAGAGCGACAGGAGAAGGGUUCUAUGUCACCAGCAUGGAUUUGCUCGACAAUACUCUAUGCCCAAUGAUGCCAGCACACCAGAUUAUGGUUUGUUUGGUGAUCCAUACCUGUUUGAUCAGGCUGAGCAAUACUUCGAUGAGGAACCUCCGAGGUUUUAUAGCCCAUUGGGUAGUGCGCCUCGGGGGCUAAGGGACCGGAGUUAUUCGCACUUCGAUCUCCCUUCAUACUCCAACAGCGGCCAGUUUGAUGAUUUGAUGAUGAGCCAGUGGCCAUACAGCCGCACCAACCUCUCCAUGCCUAAUUUUGGGUCAGACGCAAGUGGUUACUCCUAUCAGUCGCGAGAUUACCCGAGUUCCGCGAAUGGAGCAAGCAGAUACCCAUCCUAUCGCCCUGCCAAUGGGCAUUGAGAGAUUUAUCGAUUGCAUUGUAAUAAUGUGUGGUAGUCCAUGCUGUUUGCAUCUGAGCUGAGUGUAAUUGUAAUAGCUCCCUGUAGCAAUGAUAUAAAGAAUGGCUCCUCAGUUUUCUUAUUCAAUAGUUAUAUCUUUUUUUUCCC
This is a messenger RNA of Phragmites australis (common reed), 4042 nucleotides long. RefSeq names its product TNF receptor-associated factor homolog 1a-like. The coding region runs from base 516 to 3896 and encodes 1126 amino acids. Gene Ontology annotation, molecular function: protein binding. The record is from RefSeq and is a predicted model, not a curated record. Lineage: Eukaryota; Viridiplantae; Streptophyta; Magnoliopsida; Poales; Poaceae. The transcript has 13 exons.